Molecule: messenger RNA, 1713 nt
Organism: Stereum hirsutum FP-91666 SS1
Lineage: Eukaryota; Fungi; Basidiomycota; Agaricomycetes; Russulales; Stereaceae
Exons: 8
Coding region: 1-1713 (570 amino acids)
Source: RefSeq, a predicted model, not a curated record
AUGGCGCACGAACUACCCCUCUACGAACAACUCCAGAAGUUGCGUACCUAUGAAAAAUUGCAAACCUUGAAUGGUAUAACAAAGGCCCUUUCGAACGUCAGAAAAGCCGCAAGGGGAAAGAUAGAGCGCGAGGUUGGGAAAUAUGGGUAUACCUCAAAAGAAGAUAAACCUCCUUCCUCCGGUAGCGCUCCUGUCCAGCUAUCGGACAAGUCUGAGCCAUCGGCUGCGGACCCAAAAGACAAAGAAAAAGAAAACCCCGUCGCCGACCAUGAGAACCCCUCUGAGCCACGGUCCACCACCGAUUACACUCCCAUCGAGCUGUCAGAUAGGUCUCAGGCCUUACUUGUAAAAGAAAAUGAGCACCCCGUCGCCGCACCUGAAGAGGUCCAUGAGGAGAACCUCUCUGAACCUCAGUCCACCAUUGAUCACAAUCCCAUCGAGUUGUCGGAUAGGCCUAGGUCAUCUCUUGUAAAAGACUUCUCUGAGGUCCAAGAAGAGUCCUAUCCUGACCAGACCGUAUGGCGGUAUUUCGAUUUCGACGCCGAUACUCCUCCACUACCCAAUCAGCAUCAACUUGCAGAUCAGCCUCCUUCCGAAGAUUUGCCUAAGAAUACUGUUACACCCUCACCCUCACCUCAGAGCGCGCCCCUUACUAAACCUCCUGCCACCCUUGAUAUAUUUACCCCGCUCUUGGGAAACCCUCAGUCCACAUCCACGGACCAACAACUGGCAGAAAAUGGGGACUUCGUCGCCACGCCUGAAGAAGGUCAAGAGGAGACCCGUCCUGGACGAUCAGUCGAAAAAUUUACUCCCGGGACUGUGGAAAUGGACAUCGAUCCCGGGCCACCGCAAGCUGCACAGGGAAGCGGUGGGGUUUCCUACCUAGAUCUGGAUCACAAUUACGAUUAUGCGAAGGACGACGAGAAUAUUCUCGACGCCGCCUCUUCUCCUGACGAUGAUCAUGUGAAUAUGGACAUCGACGUUGAUAAUCCCGAACCACCGACUUCCUCCAAUCCUGGCGCUGGGUACCUCGAGCCUAGUAUCCGCCGCGACCAUCUCCGGACAGGAAGACAAGUGACCACCUCCAUCGCCCAGCCCCCGCCAUCCAAUGGUGGAAGAGUUCUCAAGGUCCCAACGGAAGUAGAGUUCGUCGACGAGACGGGUCGGGUCACUGUUAUGGAUUCAAGGCACGCAGAAGCUACCCGCUCAGAUGUUCUCCAAAAUAUGUGUGCCCUGGAGAAAGGGCGGGACAUCGCUCUGGCGGUGUUGCAGAUAAAGGGCACAAAAACCUUCGAGACCCGUUGCCUCAAGUGCAUCAAGAGCGGAAAAGGCCGGAAGAAGGAGAAAGGUAACUCUGACGCCUUCGCAGAUGACAUCGACAUCCUCGAGUGCGGAUGCGGUGCGGAUGCGGCGUUGAUACACCUGUGGCUGAGAAAGCAAGCUUUAACGACCUCCUCAAGCCGAAGCCGCCCUCUCCCUGACUGGGAUAUGAAGUGGACGUUUACACACAACGGCCUCCCCUACGUCCAACACGCCAUCGAGUCGACUUCGGGGUUGACUACCAGCAAUUUGUUUGAGCCUAAGCCACAACAACUUGCUGCUACCGCGGACUGGGUCAUAAAACAGCUCAAGGAGGAGGAUAAUUUGGGGGAAGAUUGCAGAGCUGCUCUGAGACGGUUCAGAGACGACCUGGAUAGGAUGGACCUUGACUGA